UUCUGUUGCUGUGCCUCAGAUCUGCCCAUCCAGAAGACCAGCAAGGCUCUAGAGGAGAACCAAGCCAUUCUGAGGACACUGCCUGAAAGUAAACAGAGCGGGAAAGCUCACAUGGGGCCAAAACAAUGUCCUCAGAGUAGAGGGAAUGGUCAGCAGCCUUCUCGCCAGCUAUCACGACCCAGUGCUGCCCCCUACAGGCAGGGCAGGGGAGGACAUCCUGCCGCACAGCGCAGGGCAACCCUACUCGAGAUGCUUCUGGCUCCAGAGAUUCGCCACGAGAGGAAUGUAAUCCUUCAGUGCGUCCGCUAUAUAGUCCAGAAUGCUUUCUUCGGGCUGAACCACAAUGCCCAAAACGGCAAGGUGGCGGACAGGAUAAUGAUUUCUGAGGCUGGAGAAAAGCACAGACCACUGAAAGAACAACAGUCUGGAGAUGAGUUGGACCCACCAGCAGAAGAUGCUGUAAUUGUUGGAAAACAGCAUCAAAAAAAGGCCUGUCAGCAGUUUGGGCAGCCUCAGGACAAUGGAUGUUACUCCCCAGUAAAUGACGCUGUUAAUGGUGUUGGUCAAGCUCCCCCAGAAGUUUGCCAUCAUAGGCAGAUCCAAGAUGGUGGGUGGGACUCUCUGGUUGAGAACACUAUGAUAAAUGUAGAGAACAAUAAUGCAGGUGUCAAUAAAGAUGUGGGCCAAGCCGUGGAAGAUAAGCAGAGUUUGCCAGCAGAGCACACACUUAUUAGUAUAAAUCAAAACGCCACAGAAACAUUGAAGCAUCUAGGACAGUCUCAGGAUGUUGACAGUGACUCUCCAGGGGUGGGCACUGUGAUUGAUGUGGAUAUGCCUCCAGCAGAAGCCCACUUGCCACUCUGCCAGCCUCAAGAAAACAAGCAGAAUUCUGUGGCAACAGACAGUGUAAUUGGUGAGGACCCACACCUUUCAAUGGACACAGAUCUCAGCCAGGCUCUCCAGGAAGGUAGCACAGGCCCCAAGGUCCCACUAACAAAGGAAACUGUGAUUGCUGGAGACCAUCACCAUACAGUAGAAAAUGCUGGGAUUGGUGGAGACCAUUACCCUGAAACAGACAAUAUUAAGGGUGAUAAAUCCACAUCAUCUAUGAUAGAUGAUGAAAUCUGGGAAAUUCCUGAAGUUUAUCAUGACAAUCUAUAAAAUUCCACUACUUCUAAUAUUCAACAGGAA
This is a messenger RNA of Megalops cyprinoides (Indo-Pacific tarpon), 1191 nucleotides long. RefSeq lists its product as uncharacterized. The annotation marks the transcript as partial. The transcript is spliced from 2 exons. Lineage: Eukaryota; Metazoa; Chordata; Actinopteri; Elopiformes; Megalopidae. Gene Ontology annotation, cellular component: nucleus. The record is from RefSeq and is a predicted model, not a curated record. Gene Ontology annotation, molecular function: RNA binding. Gene Ontology annotation, biological process: box C/D snoRNP assembly.